Drosophila willistoni is the source of this 489-nucleotide messenger RNA. RefSeq names its product 40S ribosomal protein S18-like. The coding region runs from base 1 to 486 and encodes 161 amino acids. The transcript has 2 exons. The record is from RefSeq and is a predicted model, not a curated record. NCBI's taxonomy places the organism in Eukaryota, Metazoa, Arthropoda, Insecta, Diptera, Drosophilidae. Gene Ontology annotation, biological process: translation. Gene Ontology annotation, cellular component: cytosol; small ribosomal subunit; ribosome. Gene Ontology annotation, molecular function: structural constituent of ribosome; RNA binding.
AUGACUUUAGUGCAAAGUGCAAAUCAUCAAAAUGUCUCUCGUCAUGAGAAGUUCCAGCACAUUCUUCGUAUCAUGAAUACGAACAUCGAUGGUAAGCGCAAGGUAGGAAUUGCCAUGACUGCCAUCAAGGGUGUGGGUCGCCGUUACUCCAACAUUGUGUUGAAGAAGGCCGAUGUCGAUUUGACCAAGCGUGCCGGUGAGUGCACCGAGGAGGAGGUUGACAAGGUGGUGACCAUCAUCACAAACCCUCUGCAAUACAAAGUGCCCAACUGGUUCCUUAACAGACAAAAGGACAUCAUUGAUGGCAAAUACUCGCAGCUGACAUCCUCCAACUUGGAUUCCAAGCUCCGUGAUGAUUUGGAGCGCUUGAAGAAGAUCCGCUCCCAUCGCGGUCUGCGUCACUACUGGGGUCUGCGUGUCCGUGGUCAGCACACCAAGACAACUGGUCGUCGUGGUCGCACUGUCGGUGUGUCCAAGAAGAAGUAAGCU